UGGGUUAAGAGGCUUCGUGUCAACAAAUCGAACUUCAAGAACUGCGCUCUCCGCUCCCGAAGCGCCCUCUGCACCGUUAAAUGCCCAGUUUCAUAUGGCGUUCUCUGCCUCUAUAGUCCUCCUAGAGAAUCCUCAGACUCAAGAGCCUUCUUUACCUCGGUGGCCCUGUUGCCAUCGCGCCAUAUACAAUUUUUGAUUAAAAGCUUACUGCCAAUUCCCCCUGUAUUCCCCGAUCAAAACAAUUAGCUCCGAAACCUUCGCUAUCCCUCGCCGCCAACAUGAAUAUCUUCAGGUUGUUAGCGGAUUUCUCCCAUCUGAUCUCCAUAUUGAUUCUUUUGCAAAAAAUGAAAUCAUCCAGCAGCUGCUCUGGAAUAUCGUUUAAAUCUCAAGCAUUAUAUCUUUUCGUCUAUAUUACGCGAUACUUAGAUCUUUUUUGGACCUUCACCGAUUCCGCCUAUAAUACCGUUUUUAAACUCCUAUUUAUCUCUUCCUCAGCCUAUACGCUAUAUCUCAUGGUCAACGACUACAAACCCACUCACGACCCAAACAUUGAUACGUUUAAAGUGCAAUACUUGUUAGGCGCAAGCGUUGUGCUCGGUGUAAUAUUCCCGCCAAGAUAUGAAUUUGCUGAGAUCCUCUGGGCAUUCUCAAUCUGGCUCGAAUCCGUAGCAAUUCUCCCACAACUCUUCAUGCUACAACGCACCGGGGAGGCGGAAACGAUCACGACACAUUACCUCUUCGCUUUGGGCAUUUACCGGGCGCUAUAUAUUCCCAACUGGAUAUAUCGAUAUUUCUCGGACGGCUUCUUCGAACCCAUUUCGGUGAUUGCUGGUGUUAUUCAGACUAUUCUCUACUCGGACUUCUUCUGGAUUUACUAUACCAAGGUUCUAAAGGGCAAGAAGUUUACGCUGCCAGUAUAAAAAAAAUAAGUAACAAGGUUUCACAAAAAUAGGGGCACUGCCAUUGUUAGGCGUGAGAGGGGAGAUCUAAGCUCUACAAACUUGUAUCAUCAAAAACAGUUCAUUGUUUUUCACUCUCUGUUCAGCUUUCUUUCUUUCUUUCUUUUCUUUUUCCCCAUUUGUAUCAUCUGGGAAACUCAUUUCUUUCUCCCCCAUCUUUUUAUAUUACUUCUAUAUACUGUUCUUUGCUUCCUUACCUUUUUUCUCUUCUUGACGACUUCAUUUGCAUCCACCCUAGAAGGGUUGGACGGCAACCCCCAUUUUGUUCUAUAUUUUUUACUUUAAUGACACUAAUGAUGGGUUUAUCUGACGCCAUUAUAUCGCAUUAAUAUCGCGGUCUGGGUAAUGACUAGGAAAAGAGAGCUAUAUGGGUUUAGGAGUUUUUUCCUUUUAGUUAACGGCUAAAAUCCCAAGCAGCUGUUCCUACUAUGCUCACGGCAUAAAUAAUUCAUCGCAGGAACAGACCUUUCUUUUGAACCAUUUCUUCAACAAAAUAAGCACAUCCGCCGGGCAAUGCUGCAAAAUUCUUUUAUUUUAUUCGUGAUUGAUAUAUACUAUACCCGUGAAUAGUCUGACUAAUCGUAGAAAGGGCUCCUUAUACAACACAGGAGAGGAAUGGAAAAAAGGGGGUGGCAAAAUAAAAGCAGGACGCAAAGUUUUUUUAGCCACACGGAAAAACACACAACA
This is a messenger RNA of Blastomyces dermatitidis ER-3, 1646 nucleotides long. RefSeq names its product ER lumen protein retaining receptor. Bases 279 to 920 code for a protein of 213 amino acids. NCBI's taxonomy places the organism in Eukaryota, Fungi, Ascomycota, Eurotiomycetes, Onygenales, Ajellomycetaceae. The record is from RefSeq and is a predicted model, not a curated record. Gene Ontology annotation, biological process: endoplasmic reticulum to Golgi vesicle-mediated transport; protein retention in ER lumen. The transcript is spliced from 7 exons. Gene Ontology annotation, molecular function: ER lumen protein retrieval receptor activity. Gene Ontology annotation, cellular component: membrane; endoplasmic reticulum; cis-Golgi network.